Molecule: messenger RNA, 1723 nt
Organism: Phialemonium atrogriseum
Lineage: Eukaryota; Fungi; Ascomycota; Sordariomycetes; Cephalothecales; Cephalothecaceae
Product: PX domain-containing protein
Exons: 3
Coding region: 227-1720 (497 amino acids)
Biological process (GO): protein transport; reticulophagy; autophagy of mitochondrion
Cellular component (GO): phagophore assembly site; early endosome
Molecular function (GO): phosphatidylinositol binding
Source: RefSeq, a predicted model, not a curated record
ACACACCUAAGCUACCUACCUACCUCCUGCCCACCUUACUCCUGCCAUGCAAACACUCCCGCGCCUUUGACGACGAACAUUGACUGCAAUACAACUUGUGCCUUGCCCCAUAGCCAUAUCGCUGACCUGAAUUCUUUCCGCCCAUCUUUCCCUGCACAGCACUGCCUAUUCCCCCCACAGGCCGGCGUGGCUCCACGCCAGCGAGGGAACCAACCAAGUAGCCAAGAUGGCUGGCAUUGACCAGGACAACUUCUCCAACAUCUCAUGGCACAGCGAGCAGAAUGCCGGCCUAGGACCUUCGAGUGCCGCCGUGAAUGAUGCUACAAGUCCGGAAUUCUCCACCAGUCGACAAGACGCCGGGCUAGACCGAGACGAAAAUACCCACCAUCAUCCCCACGGCCUCGAGCUUGGCCACGGCGAGGAGCUCCUCGAGUGUAUUGUAUCUGAGCCGCACAAGGAGAACGAUGGCACCAAAGACGCAUAUGUAUCUUAUCUGAUCACUACCAACUCCACCUUCCCAUCCUUCCAAAAGCCCACCACCACCGUCCGCCGCCGCUUCACCGACUUUGUCUUCCUGUACAAGACGCUCUCCCGGGACUACCAGGCCGCCGCCGUGCCGCCGCUCCCCGACAAGCAGCGCAUGGAGUACGUGCGGGGGGACCGGUUCGGGGCGGACUUCACGAUGCGGCGCGCGCACUCGCUGCAGCGGUUCCUGGCGCGCCUGGCGCUACACCCGGACCUCCGGCGCGCGCCCAUCCUGCACACCUUCCUCGAGUCGCACGACUGGAACGCCACGAUGCGGGCUCGGUCGGCCCGCGGGCUGGGGGUCGGGGGCCCCGGCGAUGCGAUUGGCGGCGGCGGCGGCGGUUCCGGGGGUGGUGGAGGUGCCGGUGGCGGCGUCUUCGACACGUUCGCCGACAGCUUCAUCAACGCCUUCACCAAGGUCCACCGGCCGGACCGGCGGUUCAUCGAGGUUAAGGAGCGGUCGGACAAGCUGGACGAGGACCUGUCCAACGUGGAGAAGGUCAUGGUGCGCGUGGCGCGGCGGGAGACGGACCUCGAGGCAGACAUGCGCGACCUGGCAGAGCAGUUCCAGCGGCUGAUCGUGCUGGAGCCCGGGGUGGAGGCGGCGACGCACGCGUUCGCGGCCAGCGUCGAGGACACGGCGGCGGGGCUGAAGCGGCUCAAGGACCACACGGACGGCGACUACAUCGGCAGCCUGCGCGACAUGGCGGCGUACAGCGGGGCGCUCAAGACGCUCCUCAAGGCGCGCGAGCAGAAGCAGCUCGACUUUGAGCAGCUGACCGAGUACCUGAACAAGAGCACGGCGGACCGCGACGUCCUGGCCUCGGGCCACGGGCACGGCUACUACGGCGGCGGCUCGGGCCCGCUCGGCGGCGCCGGCGGCUUCAUCCGCUCAAAGAUCGAGGACGUGCGCGGCGUCGACCACGAGCGCAGCCGCCGCGACCGCCAGCGCAAGCUGGAGCUGCGCGUCGACGAGCUCACCCGCGAGGUCGAGGCCGCGCGCGCAGAGGCCGAGGUCUUCGACGACAUGGUCGUCCGCGAGGUCGCCACGUUCGAGCGCGUCAAGCGCCUCGAGUUCCGCCGCCAGCUGGCCGGCCUCGCGGGCGCGCAUGUCGCCUUCUACGACGGCGUCGCUGAUGUGUGGGAGCGGUACGUGCAGGAGAUGGAGAGGGAGGGCGUCGUGCUGCCUGCUUGAGGG